CCGCUGCCUGUUUCUCUUUCUGGUUCAGCAAUUAUCAUUUCGUGUUUGUUUGCGGCUUUACGAAUGUAACCAGUUCGAAUUUUGCCUUGCUAUUUGACGCCUAUAAAUUCUCUUGUAUAGCGGCAUUCAACGAUCUUCAAUUACAAUUAAGUCGCCGUGAGACGUGAAGUUUGGUUGUCUAUUUCAGGCGCGGCGCGGCUUUCCAGAGAAAUCUUCUGAUAACGUUUCUUCCGCUCUACUCCCGCCAUUUUGCCGAGUUGCCUAGCAGCACCUGAAACCGUCUUGUCCACUUUAUUUUUAAAACAAUUUAUCCAACAGUGAUCUAUCGAAGUAACCAGCUAUUCUAACAAAUUCUCCGUUUUGAUUGGUUCCUUAUUGUGUUUUAAUCUUACCCUAACUAUCGUUGUAGUGAAAAAAAAUUCGCUGCUGCCGCCGAUAUUUGGAGCCAAAGUACUGGAAUAUACGUCCAUGAACUUCCCGUUGAACUUUCUUGAUCAGUCAGUUGGACAGACAUUCAUCGGACUCAUAUUCGGUUGAUUCUCUGGUGGGGAAAAGUGAAACCAAAUAGCACCUGUUAAGAUGGCAGACUAAAAAUCACCGUAACUGUGUAUGAUUUUCACACUAUUAAUCUCAUCUCCGUUUUUUUCCUGAUUCUACUGUUAAUUAUUGUUUCAAGCGUCACCUCUAUCUUAACUAGAGUUAUGAAGGAUUAUGAUAAUAUCGUCAGGCGAUUCGUUUCCCAUGUUGACCUCUACAAGACAAGUUGGUGCUGCGCACAAAGGUCUACCGCCCGGAGCUACCAUUCGGAAAAUAGCUGGUGAUGGAAACUGCUUGUUCCGAGCUCUGUCAUUGUGCAUCUAUGGUUCGCAGGAGCAGCACACAACUCUCCGCAAUCUGAUAGUUUCAAAUGUUGUGCAGAAUUGGUCGCACUAUAGUAGUUACAUCAUUGGAGAUAAAUCGUAUGGGCAUCCUAUCAAUUCCGCAAAUGAUUACAAAAGUCAUAUGUCCAAGAAUGGAGCAGAAGGUGGUCAUCUUGAGUUAAAUGUUGCCACCCGAAUUUUCGAUGUUUUGAUCAAAGUUUAUAAUUCAAAAACAUCCAAAGUCAUUGUUCUUGGGCGCUCCAACUUGGUGGAGAAAAAACAAAUCGAUCUUCUCUACACUGGAGAAGGUGAUAAAGGUCAUUAUGAUGCCAUCUUUCUUGAUGGGAGGAAAGCCAUCCAAAACUUUGAUGAUAAAAAUAUCAAUGAGACGAUCAAAAAGGCUGAAUUGAAAAAUUCCCUUUCGAAGAAAGACUGGGAUAGGAGUAAUAUUGAGAUUGACCUAGACUCAGUUCACACUGAAGACUCUACUUCGUUGUCUACACCUGAACGCAUUGAUAGUGAUACAUCUAGCGACAAAAUCCCUAAUGCCAGUUCAGAAUCUACAAGAUCAAAGAGAAAGUCUACAAGAAGAGACGUGAAAUCUGACAAAAACGUGAGUAGCUCUUCCGAAAUGGUUUCCAAGAAGGGACAUAAGAAAAGUGGCAGUUGUCCAUUACACCUUGAGUGUUUCGAGGAAGAACUCAGCGCAGCACAGCAGGAUCGUAUCAACAAAGUUACAAAUGAAUUUAAUGAUGCAUGUAACACACUAAAUGCUUUGGUUGCUAAAUUUGAUGGAGAAGUUUUUGAAAAAGGAGAUACGACUAUUUGUCAGCUUAAGGCUCUUCUAAAUCUCAGCCCUGUCCCUGCAAAUCCUCCGUCACCUAUUACUGUGAUAACCAAUCAGAAAGUUUCGCCAGUUGCAGCAUCAACACCGCUAGUUAAUGUACGGCCUCAAUCUGCUUUGAAGCAGCCCUCUCCAGCCGGCUAUCAGUUUCUUGUGAAUCAGCCUGUAAAUGUCUUAGUUUCACCUACUGCAGGCAGCAGCCCAGCUCCCAGGCAGCCGGUUAUAAAUGUUUCAAAUGUGUCCACUCCCAUUAGCUUACAAAGUAGAUCAUUAGUGGGUCGUCAGCCUGCAAGACCCUUGAUUACAUCGACUCCUUCACCUCCUGUUAAUCAAAUCAGGUCUAACAUUCUGAUGAAAUCAUUGACAAGUCCUAACACACCACAAACUCCAUCACCUCUUGUUCAAGCAAACGAAAAGGUGAAAUUCAAAACAAAACCGCAAUCUGUUCCAGCACCCACUAAUACUGUCUCCUCGGUAACUGGGCCCAAAAGUCGAAAACAACAGGACGGUGUUGUGGACCUCACCAGUGAUGAUGGCAAAUCACAAAAUCAAGAGCCAGACUCCCGAGAAAUGGUAUUCAACAAAGUCUCUGGCAAAACUUUCCCUUCGUUAGUAGUGGUCGCAAGGCCAAACCUUAGGAGCAAAGAAUUUCCUCCGUCUGUUGUUACUCAGGAGAGGAAAGCUCUUGAUGCUGAUGUCAAAAAUGUUCUCAUGUGCCCUGCGCCCAAAUUUUGCGAAUGGUUGAUCCAGCAGGGUCUCAUCAGUAGUGAACAGCAUUGUUCAGUUCAUGUUUAUCCUGACAUGAGUCCUGUCAAGUUAAAACUUGGUAUGUACUCCGAUGCAUCAAAAUUUCCAUUCAGUGGUGGCUACGUUUGGAUUAGUGACUGUUGUCCAGCAAAAUUUGUAUCUGUGUUCAGCGACUCUCUCUUUGAAAGUUCAUCAACUCCUACCAUAACCCUGAAAUUAAUUUAUCACUGGGCUUGUCAAACAAGUGUUUCUAAUGUUGUGCAAUGGGUGAAAGUAGAUAAUCUGUAUGUCAAAAACUUCUAUACUCACAUGCGUGCGGUUUGUACGGCUGCUCUUCAUGAUAAGCUUACAAAAAUUGGUGGACCCCGCAAAAGGAUUGAGGUUGGAGUGAUUAGUUUAGGAACAACCUCUGCCGAUGGCCAUUUGAGACAAGUGAAAGUAGAAGUUUUGGGUGUUCUGGAUCCCGAAACAAAGCAAAUAUUUUUACGAGCUGUGGAACCAACCCCUGAUAGUGAGAAAAACUACAAGCGUCGAUUUUCCAAGAUUUUGGAGCAUUUAGAAACCUGGGUGCACAAAAGCAGUGUUAUAUUAACUGAUUUCACGGUCGAUAAAGGAACGCUUACCUCCAUGGGUUUCAACUCAGUUUUCCAAGUAUCCAUCAACGACUCCGCAAAUUCCACAAACAAAUUUUCCAACUACAACAUAAUGGAGUAUCUAAGGCGGAUUGUGCCCAGGAUGUUUCAGAAUACCCUAUCUCUUCUAUCAAGAAAUAUCAUUCAACAAUUUUUGGAUGAACUCGUUUGGCGAGAAAUGUAUGGUCAGACAGCAGCUCGAGCCUACAAAUCCAUCACUCAGCACAUUGCGGAACAAACCAAACUAAAAAUUAGUGGUGAAACUCUACUAGCGCGGCUUACCAAGAUUGCUAUCAACCCUUUCAAGAACUGGUCAUCUGCAGCUCAGCUUGCUGCAGCCGCAGCAGCUGCCGCCGCAACCACCACUACCUCAACAAAUAAUUCUAAUCAAGUCACCCUUCCGGUGCCAGCAGAAAAAUUAAUGCCACCCCCACCAGCCCCUGUUUUGGGUAUUGAUGCAUUACCAACGAGUAUUACUGAGAUUGAUCCUCCGGAGCCACCUACAAAACCAGAAAACACAGGGAAACGGAAGAAAGGCUCAAGCGGCCUUGGACCACAGGCAAAGAGGCCAACAAUAGGCCCAAGCAGCCGAGUGCCAAAGGCCACACCGAAUGUUACCCUCCAACCUCUCAAUUCUUACUAUUACGGAACGUAUCAAAGCAAUAGCGAAAUUAUCAGUUCUCAAGAGAAAGUAAAUUUGAAUUUAGCAUGUUGUGUUUGUAAAGAAGUGUUCGAUAAUAAUAUGAAGUUGAUGAUGCACAUAAUCGCUCAUGCGUUGCAUGCAGAUAGUCAGAGGGUACCCAAAAACUUGGAUCCAAUAUGUAAGUACUGUUUAAAAUCAUUCUCAUCCCAGUUCAACCUUGAUGCUCAUAUUGAUGAAGCACACGUCAAAAAUGAGAGUGAACCUAGAUGCUUAAUAUGUGUGGAGAAAUUUAAAGAUAGGUCUUCGUUGAUAUUGCACAUGCACCGAUUUCACUAUGAACUAGAGUUACCGUACGAAUGUGGUUUUUGUUAUUACCGCACCUCUGAGCAUAAAAAAGUUAUCGAUCACUUCUAUAAAGAGCACGAUGGUACCGGUAAAAUUAUGUGUCCGCUUUGUCUAAAAAUUAUUUUGUUGAAAUCCGGAAAUAGAGGCAUGACUAGGAAUUUAUUCUUCUUUUUUCAUCAUAUUCAGAAGCAUCAUCGGAAAUCUACUGCACGCAGAUGUGACAGAUGUGAACUUCAGUUUGUUCACAAAGGUAUUCUCAAAGAGCACAAGGAUAAAGAUCACGUGUCUUAUGUCGGAGUACCCGAUGUUGAACGAUACAAGUCAAAUGUGGAUUCUGUAAUGAUGCCUAAACCUUCUGCCAUGUCAUCCAAGAACAUUCAAAGAUCUUUCCAACAGAAUAUAAUGGAAGCCACAGGGUUUAAAACCUACACUGUGAAUAAAUUCCUCUCCUUAAAGUUGGUGGAUAUUCCAGAAGAGGCCACUUGUUGCGAGUGUGAAGGUUUAAUUUCUGGUAAUGACCAUUUCGAAGGAAAAUAUUCCUGUAUAGUCUGCUGUUACUCUACAUACUGCGGCAAAGCAAUGUACGAGCACUCUCAAGUGUUCCAUUCUCUUGUUGCUGGAACGCCUAAAGAAUCGUUCAAUAUCGGUACUCCAAUCAUUCUCCCCGAAGCAAUGCAUUGUGUAUGCGGAUUUAGUAGCCGAUCCGGCAAUAAGCUUACCAAACAUUUGGCACAGUGCAAACGCAAGUCUGCUUAUCCAAGCGCUGAAAGAGCAGCCCAAAACACGGUUCAGUCGCAGUCAGCCAGUUUCCCACCAUUGGUUUCCUUAGAUGAUGCAGAUGCUGCAGACCCUACGGAUAGAUGGCUUAGAGCUUUUGUGACGCCCAAUGAAAACGCUGAGAAGACGCCUCCACCUCUGAAAGCCAAUCUGUCAGAAGCUCCACCAAUGUUGAAUGUUCUAGGUCUUGCGAGGCGCGAUCCGGAACAAACCUCUGAUGACUCGAAUAGUAAAAUUUCCGAUGGGAAACCUGACUCCACAAUCGAUGAUGUCGAAAUCAAUUCGAACGAGUACGAUAAAAAUAAGCAUCUUUCAAAGGAAGAAUCAAAAGUAGAACAGGAAGCAUCUAUAAAUCAUAAUAAUUCUGGUGAUGUAAUAGAAUUGGAUGAUGAUUCAGAAGUGGAAUCAAUGAAGGAUGAUGGAUCGUUCAAAAAGAUCAAAUUAAACCAGAAUUCAACUAACAAGCCUGCAAAUAAAGAGGAAAUAAAUGAUGUGGAAGUUAUGGAUGUUGAUGAACAACCCGAAAAGAAACCAAAUGAAACAAAUGAUUUGAACUCAACCGUCACGGAUGAAAAACAAACUGAAAAUUGCAAAAUUAAUAAUAACUCUGAAAAUGAAGUUAAGUCUGAAGUCGGAGAUGUUAAGGAAAAGCCAUCAAAAGAGGUUGAAGUAAACAACACAAACUUGACCAUUGCGAUAGGUAAUUCAACAUCUAAGAGUGAAACGGACACACCUAAUGAAUUAGAUGGGAGCAAAAGCCCAAGUGAAAGAAAUAAAAUUAGUGAUCUAGAUAUUGUAGAGGUAGACGAAGUCUACUCAGAAAAUCACAAAACAAAUAAUUCAAGUCUCAUAGAUGUCAGUAAAAAAUCAGCUAAAGUCUCAGAGAGUAGUAAUUUAAGCAUUGUAGAUGUAAAGAGCUACGCAAAUAAUGAUAUAAAUAUGCUAGACUUAGAAAAUGGUGAAAAAAAUGAUGUGAACAUAAUUGACUUUGAAACCAAUGGUUUCCAGAAUAAUGUACAGACCAAAAAAAGUACAGAGAUUAUUUCAAAUGAUGAAAUGAAUGCUGCUGUCGAAAGUAUCCGCGAAAUUUCAUCAUGACCAACUGAUUAAUAUUUUAAGCCUCAUCCUCCUCCUCUCUUCUUUUAAGUGUAACUCUGUCUUACUAUUUUCUUUCAUUUAAUAAUAUCAACUCAUUCUUUAGAGAAGGCAAUCAGAAUCAAGAAACUAUUUUAGUGAGAGUAUCUUCUACUGACGAGUAUUGCUAAGCAACUGACUGAUAUCCAAAACAGUCUUUUUAGCUGCCAUCGAUCUUUGUAUGUAUUUUAACUUUUGUGUAUUUUGUAAAAAUGUCCUAAUUUUAAGAGUUUUUGUUUCAUAUGUUGUAAAUGUCUAAGAAAUUGGUCUCCAUUGUUUAUAGAACAUUUUUUAAUCCUUUGUUUGAAGUCGUAAGUAACUAGUUUAAAUAAAACUGGACUUCUUUUUUCAAGUCA
Messenger RNA from Bemisia tabaci, 6338 nucleotides. The record is from RefSeq and is a predicted model, not a curated record. NCBI's taxonomy places the organism in Eukaryota, Metazoa, Arthropoda, Insecta, Hemiptera, Aleyrodidae.